This is a messenger RNA of Dibothriocephalus latus, 915 nucleotides long. The record is from the annotation of a GenBank genome assembly. NCBI's taxonomy places the organism in Eukaryota, Metazoa, Platyhelminthes, Cestoda, Diphyllobothriidea, Diphyllobothriidae.
AAAGAAGUCAAGGAAGUAUACGAGGGCGAGGUCACGGAGCUGACGCCAGUUGAGACCGAGAACCCAACUGGGGGCUAUGGAAAAACUGUCAGCCACGUCGUCAUAAGUCUUCGAACCGUAAAAGGCGUCAAGCAGUUAAAGUUGGACCCAUCUAUCUAUGAGAGCCUCCAGAAAGAGCAUGUCGAAGUCGGAGAUGUAAUUUAUAUCGAAGCUAACUCCGGAGCCGUAAAACGUCAGGGGCGUUGUGACGUCUACACGGCUGAAUAUGAUCUGGAGGCGGAUGAAUACGUUCCACUCCCAAAGGGCGAGGUUCAUAAGAAAAAGGAGGUUGUUCAGGAUGUGACUUUACAUGAUCUUGACAUCGCGAACGCGAGGCCCCAGGGUGGACACGAUAUCGUUUCGAUGAUGGGACAACUUAUGAAACCGAAGAAAACAGAAAUUACUGAUAAACUCAGGAAGGAAAUCAACAAGGUCGUCAAUAAAUACAUCGAUCAGGGAAUUGCAGAACUCGUCCCUGGAGUCCUCUUUAUUGAUGAGGUCCAUAUGCUUGAUAUCGAGUGCUUUACUUACUUACAUCGCGCACUAGAAUCUACAAUAGCUCCGAUCGUCAUUUUUGCUACAAAUCGAGGCAAAUGCUUGAUCAGGUUGGUCUCUUUUUUUGCAAACUUGACGAAUGUUUCCCUGCGUCUUCCUCUGAUACCUGUUCUCUUAACCCUAUCCCCGAAUAAUGAGCCCUUCCAUGCCCUUUUAAACAGGUUUGUUAUCCAGCUCUUGACCCCCGCUUCCCGCCUGGCCCAGUUGUCUGAAAGUGAGGAAAUCGGGCCAGAACACAUUAACGAAGUUGCAGGACUCUUCUUGAACGCGAAACAGUCAGCUAAAAUCCUAGCCGAACAUGAAGCUCAAUACAUUAAAUAG